Molecule: messenger RNA, 252 nt
Organism: Arabis nemorensis
Lineage: Eukaryota; Viridiplantae; Streptophyta; Magnoliopsida; Brassicales; Brassicaceae
Source: the annotation of a GenBank genome assembly
AUGGCUGGUCUUACAUUUCCUGCUCUGGAUGCAGCCGAAAACUUGACAAAUAUGGAACCACCCUACGCUGCACCAAAUGCAUUUCUCCAACAGUUACAGGAGUACCGGGUAGAACUCGCUGUCACUGAUGGUGACCAUCCUGCAACUUUUGUCGUAUUUGACAAAGAGAUGACAAAAGUCACCACGAAAACUGCGGCUACUCUCACUCUGGAGGCUGUAAGUAUCUACUGCACACUACACUUGGAUUGUUAG